This is a messenger RNA of Clupea harengus (Atlantic herring), 1760 nucleotides long. RefSeq names its product Jupiter microtubule associated homolog 2 (gene jpt2). NCBI's taxonomy places the organism in Eukaryota, Metazoa, Chordata, Actinopteri, Clupeiformes, Clupeidae. Gene Ontology annotation, cellular component: nucleus. The record is from RefSeq and is a predicted model, not a curated record.
GGCGAUUCCACAGCUCAUCGGGCGGGGUUGUUUCUGCUAGCCAACUUUUAAUGCUGCAUUAGCUGACGGCCUAGGCACUUUCUUGCGCAGCGGCUUGUUUCUCUUUUGUACCUCCUCGACAUACUGCAGGGAAAAGGAGCAACAAUGACUUCAACAAAUAUGUUCCAGGGACUCGAAUCUGGUGCGAAGCCCAGUUCAAGGGUGCUGCGGCCUCCAGGUGGUGGUUCCAGUAAUCUUUUCGGUGCUUAUGAAGAUGACUCAGCCAGCAGGCGACCACACAAAAUGGCCUCCACCAUUUUUGCACCUCCAGAGGAACCUCAGGAAGGCCCCAAGCGCUCCAAUCCCCCAGGUGGGAAGAGUAGUGGAAUCUUUGGGGAGCCUAAGGCGACUCCAGCUCAGCAGAAACCUGCCCCUUCUGGUUCCAAUAACAUUUUUGGUGAUCAGCCCUGCUCAUCACCUAUGAAAACCCCACAUCCCAACAAGCCAAAGGACAACAUUGGUGUGGGAGCCAUCUCAGAACCUAAGCCUCCAGCUCCUUUGAAGAAGGCUCCUGUUGAAGAGGUGAAGGCAGAAGCUCCUGCCCCUGCUCCUGCUCCUGCCCCUACUCCUGCUCCUGCUCCUAGUCCCCAGGCCACACCCAACAAGGAGAAGCCAGCCCCUGCGACCAGUGGGGCGGAGCCAGAGAAGGACCACGAGCCACGCCUAGGACCCCGCCCACGCUCUCACAACAGGGUGCUCAACCCACCUGGUGGAAAGUCCAGCGUAGUGUUCUAUUGACCCUUCUGCCCACUGACGGUUCUUUGCCCGCUUUUUGCUCUGCCCCCCACCCCGCACCACACCUUUCCCAUUUCCUUUUUCCGUUUCAUCGCCCGUGCAUCCCUCCUUUCCUCAUCCUCUCUUCCUCCCUUCCUCCCCUGCACUUUGCCUCAUUCCUGAACUUCACCUGUGUUCAACGGUUGGAAGUGUUAGUGAGUUUUGUUGCUGUUGGAACUCACCAAUCAUUUAUAAGGGUUUGAUUCUUUGAACGGUUUCAUACAUUUUGAGUAUUUUUGUGUGCGUCUUCUCACUUUUUUUGUAUACUCUGGAUUGAUUUGAUGACAUGAUAUUCCAUUGAAUCUGUACAAAUGCAACUGGAACCCCUUUUUGGCAUGGAGAGCACUCAAGUGUAGACAAAUCAGAUUGUGUUUGGGAACUCUGUGCAAUACUUCUGUUCACCAAAUUACAACAAAUCCAUGCUGCAACCAUAAUGUGAGCAUUUCUCUUCCUUUACUAUCCUGUAUAAUUCCCUUCCAAGCCCCCUCACCCCACCUUUGCCGUUUGACAUUCAGUUAAUGUUCUUUAUCUGAAAAUACAAGGCCUUACAGUGAAACACAUACACACAUACAUGUACUCACAAACACUGACCUCCUGCCAAAGUAUGCACACACCAAAACCUGUGUGUUAGAGGCUAUUUUGAUUUUCUUUUCUAAAUCCAUGCCAAAGCGAAGAGUAGUGUGAUUUGCUAGCUUGUGUGUGUGUGUGCAUAUUUUGGUGCCUCAUAUUUGCAUCCAGAUAGUGGCUUCUGCUCCAGACUGGCUCAUUUAUGUUUUAAAUUAAAACGGCAGUAGGGCCGGGGGCACCCUCAUGUGACCCACGCCCACUCCCCCCCCCCCCCUCUGCCUGCCACGCCCGGAGUGCCAGUAUGGUUGCCAAGUGAUGUGAUUGUCAGAAAUAGUGGAAGCACAGCCUUGAGUGUCACAAUAAACUUCUGUUUUAUUGAA